GUGUGUGUGUGUGUGUGUGUGUGUGUGUGUGUGUGUGUGUGUGUAAAGUUUACCCUCUUGACCACUUGAAGCAAUGCCAAGCUGAUUAGGCUCCAAGUGAAAAAAAGUAGAACGCGAGUCAAGAGCCAAAAUCCAAACAGAAAUGCAGUCACAGGGAGCCCUACCUAUACCCAUGCCUGGAGCAGUAGGCGGUGGAGGAGGAGGAGCAGCAGGAGGCAGUGGCAGCGGCAGCCACACACCAAUUAGUGCCACACCGAAUCCAGUAAGUGCGGUUAGUGGAACACCGACCACCAGUAGUACACCCAUUCGAAUUGGCAGUGCCAAACAUUCUGCUCCCGGCGGGGGAGGGGAUGCUGCUGUGCAAGCGGUAACUGGAGGAAUAUCUGGAUCUGGACCCACUUCUCAUUCGGUGCCUGGAACACCCCAGCAAUCGAGCAGUGUGCCCACGGGUAGCCAUCUCCAAUUGCAGGCAAUGCCCUCGGCCAUAUCGAUGGGUGCAUCGAAUCAAUCGUUGGGCGUCAGUGUUGGAGCCGGAAGCAGUAUUAGCGGCAUCAGCAUUACGCCACCGAAUAGUGCUGGUCUGCGUCAAACGGCGACAGUUUUCGAUUUCAAAUUCAAAAGGCGACCCUCGCUGAAAGUGCUCCUAACAAAACUGCCCUCCACAGAUAGUUUGAGCAACAGUCCGGCGCCAUCAUCGCCAGGGAUUGCCAAUUGGGCCUCAGAUAACCGUGAUGGAAACCUGGCUGAUAAGUCAGCUGCCGAUGCUGCCAAACUCAAUCGAAAGGAGUCCUACAAGGCACAGCGUAAAAACUAUAGACGAGAAAAGAAACGUGUGGCCAGUGAGCUGAUGAAUUCCCUGCAGGAUCCGGCUGUGAUUGUUCUGGCCGAUUGGCUAAAGGUACGCGGCACACUCAAGUCAUGGACAAAGCUCUGGUGUGUGUUGAAGCCAGGAUUGCUGUUGAUCUACAAGAGUCAAAAGACCAAGAGCAGUCAUUGGGUGGGCACAGUCAUGUUAACCUCAUGUCAGGUGAUUGAGAGGCCCAGCAAAAAGGAUGGCUUCUGCUUUAAACUGUUUCAUCCGCUCGAACAAUCCAUAUGGGCACCACGUGGCCCAGAUAAGGAAACUUUGGGAGCCGUUGUGCAACCGCUGCCAACAGCUUACUUAAUAUUCCGAGCGCCCAGUCAGGCAGCUGGGAAAUGUUGGAUGGAUGCCCUAGAAUUGUCAUUGCGCUGUUCGGCCUUGUUGUUGCGUUCAAAUAGUGGGACUGGAGCAGCACCGUCUAAUACAUUUGUGGGCGAACCAUUGCCCGUCUCGCAUGAGACACAAUGGUCGGAGGCGGACUAUGAGAAACACUUCAAUGAUCAGGGUAAGUGGCAUCCCCGACAAUAUUUGGCGCCCUUGUCGGCAGACGACAUGGAAUAUUCGCGUUCCGAUAGCAAUUUGCCAUUGCUGCAGCAGCUGUACACCAGCGCGGUGAGCAAUUGGGAGCGUACCAAGCGGUUGCCUCAGUUCUGUCAAAUGCGGAGAACAUCUCAAAGCGAUGCCUCGGGUCGAAAUGCAAUGAGUAAGUCCAUUUCCCUGGGAGGAACUCUAUGUGAGAGUAGCUCCAGUGAAGAUGACAAUGAUGAGGAUUAUGAUACCCGCGUAUUGCGUGCUCCAUCUAGUAAUCCUGGUUCCCGGCCUGUCAGUGCUCCGCCUGAUUGUAUGCUGCGUCCACGUUUCCGACUGAAUGUGAAGGAUCUGGACGCGGACAGUCAGAAUGAGGCGCCAAAUGCCACCAUGUCGGGAUUGGAGUCAGAUACCGAUACGGAUGGAGCGGAGCCCGAUGGAGAUGUGCAGCAGGAUGAGAAUGUGAAUGCGACGCCUUGUCAAGAGACUACCUAUGUGCCCUUUACCGAAGAGGAGUUUGGCGAGCAAGGAGAGCAGGUCGAGGAGCUGGCGGAUGAGAAUAAGAGCCUUAUCUGGUGCAUUGUCAAACAGGUGCGUCCUGGGAUGGAUUUAAGCAAAGUUGUGUUGCCCACAUUUAUCUUGGAACCGCGCUCGUUUCUGGACAAGCUUUCUGACUCUUAUUACCAUGCGGACAUACUCUCAAAGGCAGUGCAAGAAGAUGAUGCCUUCACCAGAAUGAAACUAAUUGUGCAAUGGUAUCUCUCGAGCUUCUAUAAGAAGCCCAAGGGACUGAAGAAACCAUAUAAUCCCAUAUUGGGUGAAACGUUUCGCUGCUAUUGGCAGCAUCCUAGUGGCAGUCGGACCUUUUACAUUGCCGAGCAAGUGUCACAUCAUCCACCCGUGUCGGCUUUCUAUGUGACUAACCGCGAGGAUGGCUUCAGCAUCACCUGUUCCAUUCUGGCGAAAUCGAAGUUCUACGGCAAUAGCACAUCGGCUGUCCUUGAGGGGGCGGCCACGAUGACGUUAUUGCCGCGCGGCGAAUGUUAUACAGCAUCCACGCCCUAUGCCCAUUGCAAGGGCAUUUUAAUGGGCACGCUGUCCAUGGAACUGGGAGGCAAAAUCAACAUUGAAUGCGAGAACACCGGUUACAGGACGGAGCUAGAGUUCAAGCUGAAGCCAUUCCUCGGCGGUUCCGAUGCGACCAAUGUGGUUGUGGGUAAGAUCAAGCUAGGCAAAGAGACACUGGCCACCCUGCAGGGCCAUUGGGAUAAAGAGAUUCGACUGAAAGACGUGAAAACGGGCGAGGAAUCGCUGCUAUUCAAAGCGGAUGCUGAAAUGCGAUCCAAGCGUCUCAUCCGGCAUCUGGUGCCAGUCGACUUGCAAUUGCCUACCGAGUCACAGCGCUUGUGGAGUCGUGUUUCCGAUGCCAUUGCCCGCGAAGAUCAGGUGGCGGCCACAGAGGAGAAAACCGUUUUGGAGGAACGUCAGCGUGCCGCGGCCAAGGAACGGGCUGCUAACGACAUUAGCUACGAUCCAACAUUCUUCGAAUUGGACAGCUAUGGCCAAUGGGUUUACAAGUACGCCGAUCUGCGUCCUUGGGAUACUCGCAACGAUGUGCGCCAAUAUGAAUGUGAUUACAAAGUUAUCACUUUGACACGCCACAAAUCCGUGCCCAUUGUCCAUGGGGCCGAGAUACAACAUCCGCUGCGCGCCUCCCUCGAAACGGUGGCUCGCCCACACAGACAAUCAUCGAUAACGGGUGGAAGCAAAUCCGCCGUUGCAGCCAAAGCUAAAAAUAAGAGUCUAGUUUUAGCACCGCGCGACACCAAUUCCGAUUCCAGCCAAUCGCCCCAGGGAGCUGUCAAGCGUGGUUCCUCCAUCAAACAGCUCACGUUGGCUGUUGAUCAACUCAAUCGUGUUCUGGAUGUCCAUACGAGGAAACUAAAUGAAAUUAGCCAGCGAUUGGAACGUAUGCAAUAUGCUCCCACACCAAACACAAUGAGUGGUCAUUUGCUCGGCGGUGGCGUUGCCCAAUCCACGGUAUACAAGUCCAUAAUCUAUGCCUUGAUCGGCCUGACCGUCAGUCUACUCCUUCGUUGGCUGUUCAAGUAAAUUUUUCGGACGGGCCUAUCUGUUGUCGUUGUAAUUUGUAUACUUUUAAGCAAACUUUUGAGCUACAUAUACAUAGAUUAUACAAACCAUAUAUAUACAUAUA
Molecule: messenger RNA, 3605 nt
Organism: Drosophila willistoni
Lineage: Eukaryota; Metazoa; Arthropoda; Insecta; Diptera; Drosophilidae
Gene: Orp8
Product: oxysterol-binding protein-related protein 8
Exons: 10
Coding region: 143-3502 (1119 amino acids)
Cellular component (GO): cytosol; intracellular membrane-bounded organelle; membrane
Molecular function (GO): cholesterol binding
Source: RefSeq, a predicted model, not a curated record